AUGGCAAUGUAUCACUAUCAGCAUGCACCACAACAUACGAUCCUACCACCAAUAGAGAAGUAUUUGCAACAUCAACCUAUCAACCAAAUGAACAAUUGUAAUAAUAACGGGGUAUAUGCAAGCCACUAUAUGCAAUGUAUGUUGCCCAUCGUCCAAGGAGUGAAGAAUAUCAAUGUGCCGUGUACAACUACCGUCCGGGGGUACCCAUCGACAAUGGGAGUGUCCGGUCCACACGAUAACAUGUACAGUUUGAGAGACACGGCAUACCCUGUGUCCUCUACAGGUCAAGUCAUACAACCCGCAGGUGUCAACCUCGGGUACCAGCAUAAUAUAAUAACGCCUCUACUCCCCAAAACGGUACUGUUUAGCGGGUACCCUCAGAUAAUAAACGACCAAUCCCAGAGUCAGGGAACACCCCCCUUCUUAGCGUAUAACCCUCAAUCGCAGCAGUUUUACCAGAGACCAUAUCAACACCGAGAAUACAUGCAACAGGGAGUCCCCGCAGCACGCACACCUUGUAGUUUUGAAACAAUACGCUCGGAUUCCAACGGGAUGCAUUCCCCUCUAGGUAGUGUCAGUUCCAUCGAAGCAAGCCCGUCGUCGACGUCACAACCGGUCCAACUGCCGACCGAAGAGGAGGAAGGCAAGUCGACCCCCAUGUUGACAUUGACUAGGAACCCCAAACCGAAACGUAAAGCCUCCGCCAGGGGCAAGGGGAGGACCCCUAAACCACCGACCAUGACGAGUUACCCAUGCCCACAGUGUCCCAAGAGUUUCCAAAGGUCCGCGUGGUUGAAGAGACAUAGCAUAACACACACGAACUCGCACCCUUUCAAGUGCGUCUGGUGCAAGAGCGAACACAAGAGGCGGGACAACAUGUUCAAGCACAUGAAGUUGAAGCACAUGAACCUUCUGAUGAAAGUGAUCAGGAACUACUACCCUCUCGCAGAGUUUGAGGGGAAGGACUUGAAGGGCCUAUUAGCGGACGGCAGACUCCAUAAAGAAGAUGUUAAGAGGGUACUGGUAGAUAUCGUCAACCCCACGCGAGACACUACUUAG
Messenger RNA from Huiozyma naganishii CBS 8797, 1059 nucleotides. RefSeq lists its product as uncharacterized. The coding region runs from base 1 to 1059 and encodes 352 amino acids. The record is from RefSeq and is a predicted model, not a curated record. The transcript has a single exon. Lineage: Eukaryota; Fungi; Ascomycota; Saccharomycetes; Saccharomycetales; Saccharomycetaceae.